This is a messenger RNA of Dracunculus medinensis (Guinea worm), 945 nucleotides long. Lineage: Eukaryota; Metazoa; Nematoda; Chromadorea; Rhabditida; Dracunculidae. The record is from the annotation of a GenBank genome assembly.
AUGAACGACUCAUUUAUGGCGACUUCGAGGGUUAAAGUUAACUCUACAGCAGUAUUAUCGGUAUCAACUACUCCAGUACCGCACGACGGGGCAAAAUCGUUUCGCAUUUAUUUAAGGAACCGCUUGAUGAUCAAGAGAUAUUAUCCUAUAGAACCAAAUGAUUUACAUAUCUACGAUGAUACGUUUUUUGAUGGCUUAACCAGCGAACGAAACGUUCCCGUGCAUAUGGUGUAUGUCAAUGGAACCGGUAAUACAACAGCUGUGUUGUUUGGUGACAGUUUUGCAUACACUGCACUUUAUUAUAUUAUCCAAGCCUUUGGGCCGGAACGUCUUGGGCAUAUUAAACGUUGUGCAAGAUAUGGAUGCACUCCAAUUCUCAGUUAUUCUGAAGAUUCUUCGACUAGUUGCAAUAUAUUAGCAAAAAGUUGUUUGACAGUUAUACACCGCAUGAAACCAGAUAUUGUUUUCUUGAACUUUCAAUUCGAAGACGCAAUUUUAUCUAAAAUUGAAAAUAUAACGACUGAUAGUAUUGUCAAAAAACUUCAAAAAACAAUCGACGAACUUAUGUUGUCAACGAAAAGAAUUGUGCUUACUUACGAUCAUCCUCAUUCGCCUUUUUUGGCUAUGGCGAAUUUAGCCCUAAAUAAUCUCGUUAAACUAAAAUCUAUGGACGAAUUUAACAUACCGUACAACUUGUUUUGGGAGAAACACCGCUAUGGAUACGAACGACUGGAUGCGAUUAAAUGUGCAAAAUGUGAACGUUUAUUUACCUACCGUUGGUUCUGUGACACUGAGAUUAGCAAAACUAAUUGUGCUAUGCUUAUCAGAAAUCGUAGAAGUGCUAAAAAUAGCAAUUUCAGAUUUGUUAUACAUUCAACAACAAAACGAAGUUACUGUAUUAUCGUGAUUGUUGUCAUUUGGGUUUAUAUGGAAUCGAAUAUUUGA